This is a messenger RNA of Nelumbo nucifera (sacred lotus), 2332 nucleotides long. It is a transcript of the gene HSP70T-2, whose product is annotated as heat-shock protein 70T-2. Gene Ontology annotation, molecular function: ATP binding; ATP-dependent protein folding chaperone. The record is from RefSeq and is a predicted model, not a curated record. Lineage: Eukaryota; Viridiplantae; Streptophyta; Magnoliopsida; Proteales; Nelumbonaceae.
UCGAAUAGAAAUUAUAUCUUCCCUUUUCCCGGUCUUGAUCCUUCUCGAAACCACCGUUUCAAAAUUUCAGUUUUCUUGCUUUUUGGUUUUCUUGUAAUUUUAACUGAAAAAAUACGCCUCUCGGACGCUCUGGAAUUCCCCUGCCUCCUUGGCUUUUUUAUUACUUUUUCAAUUUCUUCUUUUCUUUAAUCCAUUCUCGUCUCUCUCGUGCCCAGGCUACUCUCUGUUUCUCUUCUCCUUUCACCGGCUUAAGCUGUCUCUCCAUCAUCAUCAUCAUCUUCAGUCUCACAAAAUAAGUUAACCGAGGAACAAGAAGGGCACAAUUACAGAGGUUUCAAAACCAAGGAGGCAUAAAUAAAGAAACCAAGGAAUGGCUGAACAGGCAUAUACUGUGGCAUCUGACAGUGAAACAAGUGCUGAAGACAAAGCAACAUCGUUUUUCCCCGAAAUUGCUAUUGGAGUCGAUAUUGGAACUUCACAAUGUAGCGUUGCAAUAUGGAAUGGAUCCCAGGUGGAACUCCUUAAAAACACUAGAAACCAGAAAAUGAUGCGUUCUUCUGUCACCUUCAAAGAUGAGAUCCCUUCAGGAGGAAUAAGUGGCCAACUUACUCGCAAUGAGCAUGAAAUAUUCUCAGGCUCUGCAAUCUUCAACAUGAAACGCUUGAUUGGUAGAGUGGAUACUGAUCCAGUAGUUCAUGCUAGCAAAACCCUCCCCUUUCUGGUACAAACUCUAGACAUUGGUGUUCGUCCAUUUAUUGCAGCUUUAGUGAACAAUGUUUGGAGAUCCACCACCCCUGAAGAAGUCCUUGCAGUAUUUCUGGUAGAAUUAAGAACCAUGGCAGAAAUUCAGCUAAAGCGACCAAUACGUAAUGUUGUGCUUACAGUUCCUGUGUCAUUCAGUCGAUUUCAGUUAACUCGAAUUGAGCGAGCUUGUGCCAUGGCUGGUCUACAUGUCCUUAGGCUGAUGCCUGAACCAACAGCUGUGGCGCUAUUAUAUGCGCAACAGCAACAACAGACUUUACAUGAGAACAUGGGGAGUGGGAGUGAAAAGAUUGCACUUAUUUUCAAUAUGGGUGCAGGGUACUGUGAUGUCACUGUAACUGCUACGGCUGGAGGAGUUUCACAGAUCAAAGCCUUGUCAGGCAGUGCUGUUGGAGGGGAGGAUAUACUGCAGAAUGUGAUGCAUUAUGUCAUGCCAAAUUUUGACAGUUUGUUUUCAAACCGUGGCAUUGGUGAAAUCAAAUCAUUGGGUUUGUUUCGAAUUGCAACCCAAGAAGCAAUCCACAAACUAAGCUCCGAAACUACUGUCCCCAUUGAAGUUGAUUUGGGAAAUGGGUCAAAAAUUUGUAGGGCAUUAGACCGUGCUGAACUUGAGGAGGUAAACAGAAAGGUGUUUGAGAAAUGUGAGAACCUUAUAUUACAAUGCCUGCAUGAUGCGAAAAUAGAUGUGGAAGAUAUUAAUGAUGUGAUACUAGUUGGUGGAUGUUCAAACAUUCCCAUGAUAAGGAAGUUGGUUCUGAGCAUAUGUAAAAGGGCGGAUACUUACAUGGAGAUGAAUCCAUUGGAAGCUGCAGUCUGUGGUGCUGCACUGGAGGGAGCUGUGGCUUCUGGUAUCAGUGACCCGCUAGGAAGUUUAGACCUGUUAACGAUACAAUCUACCCCACUGAGUCUUGGGGUCAAGGCUGAUGGCAAUAGUUUUAUACCCAUUAUACACCGGAAUACUACAGUACCAGCAAGGAAGGAGCUACUUUUUAAAACCGCACACGAUAAUCAAAUGGAGGCUUUAAUUGCUGUGUAUGAAGGGGAAGGGGAAAAAAUAGAACAGAACCAUCUAUUAGGCUACUUCAAGGUUACAGGGAUUCCUCCAGGACCCAAAGGGUCUGUUGAAAUUAAUGUCUGCAUGGACAUUGAUGCUUCUAACGUGCUGAGAGUUUUGGCCGGUGUUAUUUUGCCUAGAUCUCAACAACCUUUGACCCCUUAUAUUGAAGUGAGGAUGCCAACAGUUGAUGACGGACAUGGAUGGUGUGGAGAAGCUCUGCUGAAGAUAUACGGCUCUGCCCUAGACAUCUGUAGCAUACAGAAGAGGAUGCAACCCUAAGAUGCUUGCUUGAGUCUUACAUGGUCGCAGUUUCCUAUGAACAAAUCUUACAAAUCCACCAUAGAGAAGAUCAAGACACCCAAGAUGAUUGCAUGAGUUCUAUUGUAGUAUUGUUUGUAUUGAGUCUUUCACAAGAGCUGUCUUUUCAUAGAACAGGUCAUCCUGUAAAUGUAGUGUAAUAAAGAAUGUUUAUAAAUAUAAAUGAGCUUUGGAUAAGUGGGCUUUUUAGAUCAG